AUGUCUUCCAUCACCGACGAAGCAGUGAUGCGCGCCGCGCUGCGCCAGCUCACCGGCACCAUCGAUUACCAGGUGCUGGCUGACGAUCUGGGCCUCGGCACUAAGGAGGCAGGCCGUAUGCGCUGGCGCCGAUUCAAGAAGAAGCUUGAUGAGGAUGCGGGCACGGCUGGUAGCAUGACGUCUACUCCGAAGACCCCGAAGACGCCAAAGACCCCGAAGACUCCCAAGACUCCAAGGGCUGCUGCUGUUGCCAAGACCCCGAAGGCUGUGAAGACUCCGAAGACUAAGACGCCGGCUGGUGCAAAAAAGAGGAAGUUGGAGGCUGCGAGCGAUGGCGAGGGAGAGGUGAAGAUGGAAGAUGAGGGAGAUGAUGUGUUUCAGGAUGAGUUGGCUAUGGAGAUGCUGGGUGCGAAGGGUCGUGCUGAAAUUUCUCAUGCUGAGGCUUUCGAGGAGGAUGAAGAUCAGGAGUACAUGUAUGUCGAGGCUGCUGAUGAGGAUGAGGAGAAUUUGGUGGAUGGGGAGGACGGUUACUAUGAUGCUCAUUAG
Molecule: messenger RNA, 546 nt
Organism: Amorphotheca resinae ATCC 22711
Lineage: Eukaryota; Fungi; Ascomycota; Leotiomycetes; Helotiales; Amorphothecaceae
Exons: 1
Coding region: 1-546 (181 amino acids)
Source: RefSeq, a predicted model, not a curated record